This is a messenger RNA of Symbiodinium sp. CCMP2592, 7587 nucleotides long. The record is from the annotation of a GenBank genome assembly. NCBI's taxonomy places the organism in Eukaryota, Dinophyceae, Suessiales, Symbiodiniaceae.
AUGGCAGACGUUCCUGUGCCGGAGACCACUGCAGAAGAGGAGUUCGACCUUUUUGGUCCAGGACCAGCGCCUGAAGGUGCUCAGCAGGAAGCGAAUCCGUUUGCUCCUGUCCAAGGUCCGGCUCCUGCUCCUACGCAAGCAGCACAGCCUUCUGUACCAGCGGCGGGUUCGCCAGCUGGUGCUACUGUGCCUCCUGUGCAAAGUCCAAAGGCGUCGGCUCCACCUGUUCAGAGUCCGAAGGCUGCUGCUCCGAGUAGCAGCUCUGGUUCUGCAGGUUUUACGCCUGAGCAGAUGCCUGGAUUCAUGAUGGAAUUGCUUCGUCAGCAGAGAGAGAUGAUGGCAAUGAACCAGCAGCUCGUUGCGACGAUGCUCCGGAGAAUGGAUCUGGAGGAAGAGAGAAGGAACAAAGCGGAAGAGAAGGUUCACGAGGCAGCUGAAGCGGCCAAGCAGGCAGCAGAAGCAGCUAAGACUCGGGACCCCUUCCAGCCGAGCACUGCUCCCGCGAGCAGUUCUGCCGCGAGUUCGGCAGUUCCUCCGGCAGUCCCUUCUCCCUCUGGGUACUCUGGUGCUGGAGGCCGUGCAGAGAAGUAUCUGCCGAACCUUCCGGUGAUAGACCAUCAAGGCAUGGGGAAAGGGCGCAUGAAGGAGGUAGAGACUUGGCACUCCUUUAUGGAGACGCUGAGAAGCGAGCUCUUGAGGUCCUGCUCGAAGAGGCAGGGACAGAGCGCCUGCGGCUACGAGGUGAUUCGAACGAUUACCUCUCAGUACUCCAUCGUGUCACGGAUGGAAGCUGUCUUCGUGAGAGAACAGUCUUUGAAGUUGUACCAGCACGUUGGGCACAUGAAGAGGCCCACCGACUUGAUUCGACAUCUUGAGGAUUCGUUUUCGAAGUCGGAAGCGAAGCUGAGCAACUUCCCUGAGCUUAAGCUGUCUGAGGCUGACCGCUGCUCUGUUCUGUUGCAGAGUUUGAGCGCCGAAGUGAGACAGUACGUGGUUCUCCACGGCUCCAGUUCCGACUGGGAGGCCCUUCGGAAGACGCUCACCUACUACGAAGAGCAGCUGCGACUGUGUGAGGCCCCUGGGUCUUCAGGCCGAGCCUUGCAGGAGAAGCUUUGCGACUACUGUGGGAAGAAGGGACACACAGCUGACAAGUGUUGGCAGCGCCAGAAGGACGAACGCGGUGGUGCUCCGAAGGGCAAAGGGAAAGGAGACAAAGGAAAGCCGAAAGGCAAAGGCGACCAGACUCCCAAGGGAUCUGGCAAGCCCCGUGGUUCCGAGAAGGGCAAGGGCGACAGAGGAAAAGGCGACAAGGGCAAGGACAAAGGCAAGAAGCAGAAGAAGAAGAAGAAGGGACAGCCUGGAAAGGGACGCUCCUUGACAGAGCCCGAGUCAGAGGCCGAGUCGGGAGGAAGCGCCACAGUGAUGGCGAUGAGGUUUUCCUGUCCGGGGAAGCGGACGACUGCUCUUCGUGAGCGGCCCGCGAGUCGGAGUGAGAGUGCGGUGGACUCUGAGUCUUCCGAUCUCGACCUGCGAUCCCUGACCAGCUCCUCUGAGCCUUCGGCCGUAAGUCGGCUAAAUUUUGACUGCGUCUUUGGUGGCUACGAGACUAUGCUUCACGCCCUCUUUCAGGCCGGCUUUACUGCCGCGGAGAACCUGGGAGCUGAUCUGCGGGACUUGGACCUUGAGCAACAUGUGCAAUCGGUUUCCAGUAUGAAGGGGGCGGCCUCGCCUGGCUUGGGAAACAGGAGCUGGUCGGACGUUACACCGAGCAGGGCUGCGGCUAAGGGCAAGAGCUCGAAGUGGAUGAAGUGUGCGUUGCAUAGUGCGUCGUGGGUUGACGUCCUUGAUCACAAGAGGUCUGCUGCUUUGGAAAAGUGGAAGAUUAUAAUUUUGUCUUCGGGCGAAGAGACUGCUUUGGGUAAAGAACUACUGGCUUCUCAGCAGGAAGGGAGUCCUGAGGCGAUUGAUGAUUCGAUUUCGGAUGCUUUUCGCCGUAAAGCAACGUCUACCUUGAGGACCCGGGCAGCCUCACUGUUGAUGUUCUGCAGGUGGCGAGCCAACGAGUCCGGGUGUGCAGUGGUGGGUCUUUUUCCUUUGGACGAGAAGCUUGCGUACGAUUAUGUUGCUCACCUCCGAAGAUGCAAGGCUCCGAGGACCCGUGCUCCUCGCUUUCUCGAGGCGCUAGGCUUCGCGAAGGGCCUGCUGGGAGCCAAUGUGCAAGCCAUUCUUGAUUCAGCUCGUGUGCGUGGAGCAGCUGAAGGUACCGCCGAGGUUGAGGUCAAGAAGGCACCGCCUUUGAAGUGCCAUCAGCUCAAGUUUCUUGAGUGGUUUGCGGCGACACAGAGUGGGCAAGAGGCAGUCUUUAUUGGUCAUGUGUGCUUUUGUGUACAUGCGCGACUCCGUUGGGGCGACUCUCAAUAUUGCGCUUUGGAGCCUUUUAUUGACCUGUGUGAUGGGAACAGGCUGCUUCCGGCUGUGGCCGUGACUCCUGGGGUCUCCGGUGAGGCUUCCACUUGGCUGGGUGAAAUUCUGCGAAGGCAUGAUAUUGAGGGCUUGGGUCCAGGAAGUGGCACCAGGUCUUUUAAGCCGACCCUGCUGUCAUGGAUGACGAAGUCGGGGGCGCCCCCGGGCCUUCAGAGGUUGGCCGGGUAUCACAUCGAGCCUGGGUCGAAGAAUCCUUUGGAGUACGGGCGCGAUGCUAUGGCACCGGUCCUCCAGUAUUUGGAGAGCCUUCUUUCAGUGAUGGCUGCUGGCUUGUUUGAGCCCGACCGUACUCGGUCGGGGCGCUGGAUAGGCUGCAGGUCCUUGGAAGAUGCGCUGAGGCAAAUUGCUCGAUCUUCGGGGAGUGGUCACGGCUCCGAUCUCUGGCGGGAUGCUGGUGUGGCUCCGUUGGACUCUGCACAAUCGUUUGACGAUGCUCUGAGGGGACUUGCCGAUCCUUUCGUGCGGGGAACCAGCCCGGAUCCUCUUCAGUGCGAGGGGGAUCUCCAGGCGGAACCGGCAGAACCUGAUGAGGAUUGGGACGCGGCUUACAGAGAGGCUGGCUUCGACGGUGCAGAUGCCGGUGGUAUUGAUUUUGAGAACGACCUUGGGCGUUCUUCUGAGGGGGCUUCCGAGGAGGGCGCCGAGUCCUCUUCUUGCUCUUUGCAGGACGAGGAGGAAUCAGAUGAUGCCGAUCGCUUGGCGGAGCUGGCGGGACCGAUCGUGGCAGAGGCCGUUGUAGGUGGUGCCGACCUUCCUGAUAGCUCUCUCUUUAGACACGUUGUCAGUGGCAUUUUGCACAGGGCACGAGUUUUGAAUCCUGACGAGGAUGGUAAGGGCUGGGGCACUUUCGCGAAUUUUGCCUUCUCGACCUCGUUCAUUCCGGGGCAAGGGGAAGACAGUGUCUUCGUGCGAGAUGUUGUCGUUGCAGUGCUGGGAAGUUCUGAUCAUGCAUCGGCGGCUGCGUUGAGGAGGCUUCACUUUGAGAGUUACACACUGACGGCAGCUGAGCUCAAGAGGCAAACUGAGGCAACGGAAAGCGAUUUGCCUCGGAAGCUGCCGCCGGCCGAGAUUGCAAGCAGGAUCGAGGCGCUUCAGAGGAAGGUGCUGCCGCUGCUUAUCGAGGACAGCCUCGAGCCUUCGCAUGCGGUCGUGAAUCUCGUGUCACAGUGCGUCGAAGACCAGAGGGUCAGAUACAUUGAGUUGUGCCGAGUGACCACCAGGAAUCAGGAGGUCAAUUCUCUCAAGGAGGUCCCUUCUCUGAAGAUGCUCCAGCCUGACCGCUCGGGCGUGCUGCGAGCGGUCCCGACUCAGGACUCCUUAAGGGCGGCCGUCAGUACCGAACUUGAAGUCUUCCAGGCCCUUCGAAGGCGUGACAUUGCUUAUGAGUUGGGCGGGUACAUGUCUUUUGCAGCUCACGAGCAGUUGGUUUGCUUCUUGAUUCGCGAGUUGCAGAAGGACACCCUGCCGGGUUGCGGGCGAGUGACCUUGAACCAGGUGCAGUCGGCCGACCGUGAGGUCCAUAUCCAGCUGGCGCGAAAGACGCGUGCUGGGUUUGAGAUUCCGGGACCUGGCGAGCUGCCUUUGGAUGAUCAUCUGGCAAAAGUGCUGGAGAUGCCCUCGAUUCAUUGGAUCCUUAUGCCUCCUCGACUCGGGGGCAAGAGUGCUCCUGUUGAGGUUGAGGAUCAUGAGUCGUUGGGUACGCCAACGGGCACCAAGAAGCGAAAGCGCAAAAAGAAGAAGCAGCCGGUCAAAGAGACCGAGGCUGGCAAAGUGCCACCUCCUCCUGAGCCACCGGCGAAUCAGCCCGAUCGCAAGAAGUUCAGGGGUGUGCUGCCGCAAGCAUUGCGGGGAGGCGUAUCGCACACGAAAGCUGGUGCUCCAAUCUGCUAUGGGCACAACCUUGGGACCUGUGGCCAUACAGGGGACCGCUGUGACAAAGGCUCCUUCAAGGUCGCAGCUCCUCCUUCAGUUUUGCCGAGCGACUUGAAGCAUGUCGGGCACUCGCCUACCGAUUUUCCUGCUCGCGUCGAGCAGCUGGCUCGGACGAUGUCUGACCGUCCCACAGCCGAUGAUCUUUUGCAGCUUUUUGCGGAGUUACCUGGCGAAGUCAUGUGCCGGUUUCUUCGGAUGCAGGCACCUCAUCGCCCGUUUGGGGCGUUGGCAAUCUUUCAGAAUCUCAAGGCUGAUCUGCAUCGUGACAUCAAUAAUGACGGCGGGCUUUCUGCAGCCUUCAUCAGGCUAGGGGGCGAUGCACUGGGUGUGGACCGUGUGGUUCGUUCACGAACUGUUCGGGCCCCCGCUGUGAAGCUGGAUCUGACUCGGGCAGAUCACCAGGCACUGAUCAAGCAGGAGGUUCAGCGUGCAGAUGUUGUCUGGCUUGCGCCCCCGUGUGGCACUGGCUCCAGGGCGCGCGACAUCCCUUUGCCGACCCAUCUGCCAGCCGAUGCUUCUCUUUCUGCAAAGCCACUUCGGAGUGCUGCGCACCCGGAGGGUCUUCCGGACCUUGCGGGUACUGAUGCUCGCCGUGUGAGGUCUGCAAAUCAGCUGUAUGCAUUCUCGUCGGAGAUUCUUGAGCUGUGCGUGCAUUUGGGCAAGGUCUGUGUCGUCGAGAAUCCGCGGCCACUCGUCUGCUAUCCACACAGCGACGGGCAGCAUGCUCACAAGUCAUGGGGCGUCGCCCGAAAGGCCGGGCGCUGGAACUUUCAGACCAGUGGGACUGCAGCCUAUCCGCCUGCCUUCUGCAAAGCCGCGGCGUCUGACUUGAUCGACAUCUGUGCUUCUUUCAAUGCGUUUCCACGCCAAGAAGUGGUUUCGGACACAUUUGCAGUGGCGGCGGCCGUGGGGCGACAGCCACGUGGCUUCACUCAUCAGGUCGGACCCUCCGAGUUUGGUUCUACUUGUACCAUGCGUGUGCCUUUGCAUGUGGCGGUGCCCGACAUCAUUGACUCUGCAGCCCCGUGGCCUUUGCAAGGGCUACCGUCUGGCUCUCGUCUGCUGAGCUCUCGGACGCUGUCGGACAAUGGGGGUUCAGAGGGCGUCCGCGAGGUGAAGUUUGGCAUCUACCGUACCCCAGAAGCUUUUCUUGCUGAGGCGUCCAAGACCCGACAUCCCUUCGAUGUGCCAUCGAACUUCGACAUGGGCAACAUUCAGGCCAUGCAAGUCAUCUUGAGUCAAGGAGUGGAAGGCGUCAAAAAUCUUCGGGAGAGAGUGCUGUCUUACUACAAGGGUAGGGAAGCAGCGCUCCGUCCGGAGGAAGAGGCCCUCAGAGCUACUAUGGAUCCGGAGGUUCGAAAGGUGAUGGAAGGCAAGAAUUUCCUCCUCUUUCAAGGGAUGCUUCGGGAUGCAGGUGUGGAGGACCCUCAUCUUCUCCGUGACAUGACGCAAGGUUUCAGGCUCAUUGGUCCCCUGGAACCGUCAGGCCAGUUUCCCAGGAAACUCAGGCCGGCAGGUAUCGAUGUUUCCCACUUGAAGGCGAUGGCCCGGUGGUCCAAGCACCUGGUGGAGGCUUCGUGUCGGAGAGCUGUACAGGAUCAGGAGAUCGCCAAGGCUGUGUGGUCGGAGACCAUGGAGCAGGUGGAGAAGGCCUGGCUCAAAGGGCCAUUCAGCUGGGAGGAGAUCGACAAGAAAUAUCAGGGCUGCUGGGUCCCGUCGAAGCGCUUUGGAGUUGCUCAGGCUGACAAGGUGCGGAGCGUGGACGACUUGUCGGAGUUCUUGAUCAAUGCUGCUGUUACAGAGACCGAGAAAAUCAUGUUGGAGGGAAUCGACCAUAUAGUUUCCUUGGCGCGUUUUUUUAUUGGUGCUACAACGGCGGGGGUGUCGUCUUUCAAGCUUCCUUCUUCCUCAGAAGAGUGGAUCACUGGACAGGUUCACCCGGAUUGGAGAGCCGGGAGAGCCCGGCGUCUUUUCGGGCGUGCUCUGGAUUUGAAGGCGGCCUACAAGCAGCUUGCUCGCCACCCGGAUGACGGAUGGGUGUCGGUGUUGGCUGUUCUCGACCCCGACAAGGAUGUGGUUCACUAUUUUGAGGCAGUGGCGCUACCCUUCGGCGCGGUGAGCUCGGUGACCGGGUUUAACCGCACCGCUCGAGCUUUGAGGAAGGUGCUGACCAAUCUUUUCUUCUUGAUUACUACGAACUUCUACGACGAUUACUGCCAAAUGGAGUUAGAGCCUUUGCGGGAUUCGGCACGCACGACUGCCGAAGCCGUGCUGGACCUACUUGGAUGGAAGAUUGCGCAGGGCAUCAAGGCGCUGCCCUUUUCGCAGUCCUUCAACAUGCUGGGGGCGUGCAUUUCUUUUGAGAACGCUUACAAAGGCGAAGUCGUGGUUCGAAACAAGGAAGGAAGGCUUGAAGCUAUCGAAGAGAUCGUGCAGCAGUGCAUUGCCAAACGCCGGUGUGACCCGAAGGCCAUUCUUUCAGUCAAGGGCAAGCUGUUGUUUGCUGCUGGGAAUGUCUUCGGCAAGUGUGCUCAGAUUGCUACCCAGCUUAUCUCGCAAUGUGGGAGCGAUGGCUUUCGCAUGGACCGCGAGAGGACCGAUGUGCUUCUGACUGCACUUCAGUUUGCCUUGAAUACUCUGAAAUCUUCGGGAGCACGCUGCGUGGGUGCCUGGAGUCAGCAGCCCCCUGUCCUGGUGUUCACGGACGGGGCCUGUGAACAGGAAGGCUCUCUUGUGAUUCACGGUGCUCUCCUCUACGAUCCUGUUUCCGGUCGAAAGGAAGUCUUCGGCGAUCACGUCCCUGAGUCGCUCGUGGCCGCGUGGAAACGCGGCGGUCGAAAGCAGGUGAUUUAUUUUGCUGAGAUCUUUCCCGUGGUGGUGGCGAAGGCUACUUGGAAGGAUGUGAUCGCUGGACGUCGAGUCCUCUUCUUCUUGGACAAUGAAGGUGCUCGUUUUACUUUCAUCCGUUCGUAUUCUGCUCAGGUGAAUGCCACUUCUUUGCUGAUGCAGUCUGCUAAACUGGAUGUGGAGUCGAGGGUAUUGGGAUGGUACAGUCGCGUCCCGUCAAAGAGCAAUCCGUCCGAUGCAGCCUCGCGCCUGGCUUUCGAUUCAUACUCCGAUUGUCGGCGUGUGAGUCCCGUUUACGAUGCCCUGCUGCCAGAAGUCAGUUGA